Molecule: messenger RNA, 2567 nt
Organism: Klebsormidium nitens
Lineage: Eukaryota; Viridiplantae; Streptophyta; Klebsormidiophyceae; Klebsormidiales; Klebsormidiaceae
Source: the annotation of a GenBank genome assembly
AGCACACCAAGCUGCCAUGGAACCAUGAUGGAGGUCGCUUUAAUUGGCGAAAGAACCGGCAUGCUUUAGCAUCCUCUCAAGGCCUACAUUCUUUAGUUUCAAUGCUGGCCUGCGAGUGAGGGAUCCCCUCCGGCGUGCAAGUGUGCCGCAUCCUCAUGCAGAACCGCAUUGGGCGAUGGCCAAAAAGAUUGCAUCACCUUCCUUCCGCGGCUCUGCCCAUGCCAGCGCAAUGGACAGGAGCUGGCAACAGCAGGGAGGUGCGCCGUCUAACAGCAAUGUGGAGAAUGAUGCACGACAGCCGGGGGAGGCAAGCUGCGAGUCUUCCCACAGCCAGGAGGGAAGAGCCCUCUUGACAAGUACAGCUCCGGGAGCGGACAGAGAACUUGUGCCUGAUAAGAAGUUGCAGGUGCCAAGUCAGGCGGGAUUCAUCUUGGCAUUGACACUUGCGGCAUCGGUGGGAGGCUUUCUUUUCGGGUAUGACACCGGGGUCAUUUCGGGAGCGCUCCUGUAUAUACGCGAUGACUUUCCGAGUGUGGAGAAGAGCGUCGUGCUCCAAGAGACCAUUGUGUCCAUGGCGAUAGCGGGCGCGGUGGUGGGAGCAUCUAUUGGGGGGCAUGUGAAUGACAAGUAUGGGCGGAAGUUUGCCAUUCUGGCAGCAGACAUCUCAUUCUUCAUGGGUGCGGUGGCGAUGGCGGCCGCUCAGUCCCCAUUCGCCCUUAUUGUGGGGCGGGUUCUGGUGGGGAUGGGGGUGGGCGUGGCCAGCAUGACGGUUCCCCUCUACAUUGCUGAGGCAGCACCGACCAGCAUUCGAGGAGCACUGGUCAGUGUGAACGUUCUGAUGAUCACGUCCGGCCAGUUCAUCUCGUACAUCAUCAACUACCUCUUCACGACUGUCCCUGGAACCUGGCGCUGGAUGCUUGGCGUCGCGGGGGUGCCUGCGCUGCUGCAAAUGCUGCUCAUGCUCUUCCUGCCGGAGUCUCCGCGCUGGCUCUUCCGGCAGGGCCGGGCGGAGGAUGCGCGCGCGGCGUUGCUGCGGAUGCGCAGCGUGGGGGAGGCUCAGGAGGAGCUGGAGCACAUGGAGGCGGUGGCCGCUGCGGAGAAAGUGAGCGCGGAGCCGGCCCCCUCCUUCUGGGACAUGGUGGCCACCACCGAGAUGCGCCUCGCGCUGCUGGCCGGGGUGGGCCUGCAGGUGUUCCAGCAGCUGGUGGGGAUCAACACGGUGAUGUACUACAGCCCCACCAUCGUCGAGUUUGCCGGCUUCGCCUCGCACCAGACCGCACUCCUGCUCUCGCUCGUCGUGGCGGCCAUGAACGCCGCCGGCACCAUUGCGGGCAUCCUGCUGAUCGACCACGUCGGCCGCCGCAAGCUGGUGCUGUGCAGCCUGGCCGGCGUCACGCUCGCCCUGGCCUUGCUGGCCUUCUCGUUCCACCAGGCUGCCCACGACUCCCCCGCCGUCGCCCCGGGGCCUUUUGCCCCGCACCCCGGCCUGGAGUGUCCCCUGCUCCCGAAAGCGGCUCUGGCCGGGGGCGGCCACGACAGCUGCAUGAGCUGCUUGGGGGCCAGCUGCGGCUUCUGUGCGGCCUCAGGGGACGAGAUGUGGCCCGGCAGCUGCCUGGUCCUCAACUCGACAUCCGGUGCUGCCUGCGAGGGGGCCGGCCGCGCCUGGUUCUCGCACGGGUGCCCCAACCGCUACGGCUGGCUGUCGCUCGCCGGGCUGGGCCUCUACAUCGCGGCAUUCGCACCGGGCAUGGGGCCCGUGCCCUGGGCCGUCAAUUCGGAGAUUUACCCGCUGCGCUUCCGCGGCACGGCGGGCGGCGUGGCGGCGACGGCCAACUGGGUGUCCAACCUGGUGGUGGCGCAGACGUUCCUGUCGCUCACCACCGCCAUCGGCACCGCCGCCACCUUCUCGCUUUUCGGCAUCGUCGCAGUGCUGGCAGUCCUCUUCGUUGCGGCUUGCGUGCCCGAAACCAGGAACAUCGCCAUGCAGGAUAUGGAGGAGAUGUGGGCUGCUCGUGCGUGGAAGCUCGGCCGGUGGCGGGGCUGGUGGACGCCGGAAGUUGCUUCACAGCAUUUGCGCCUUGAAAACGAGGGGCCAUAGUGCGCUACUGGUGCGGUACCGCGUGUGUAGCAUAUUGACUGACUCGAUUAACUGAAAAAGAGAUCACAGACGGGAGAUCCUGAAUACCUCAGAGCUUUGACGAGGCUUGGGACAUCUUGCAUGCACUUGGCAUGGACGGAUCAGAUCCUGUGAUCGAUUGAGUGCUGGGUUUCCGUCGACCUGUCUCUUUAGAUUUUUAGCACGCCAAUGGUGCUGUUGACAGUUGAUAACCAGAGAGUAAGCGUAACUGCUCAAUGUAUCCAUAAUGACGCUGGCCCUUUUACUUCCUGUAAGCCGUUCGAAGGGUCACUCAAGAGACAGGGAGGAUAAGCUAGGAAAACUAAUCAGACCAAACGGUGAUUGAUUCGACGCCUUGACCGGGACGAGCAACUGAUCUAGCGAGGACUCAGGGUUAGCUCAACAAUGAAGGAGCUCUUUGUACAUGCACGUUCAACAAAUUAAAUUCCAC